UUUGUGCUGGAAUGCGGCUGAAAAGGAGAGUCGGGGCCUCACCUGUCGCUGCCUGGAGCCUACAGAAGCAGGGAGGUGCUCCGAAAAAGGGACAGGAGGCGGAGUUUGCUCCAUUUUAUCUGGCUGUCCUGAAAAGUUUGCUAGAAACAGGCAUAUACCUGAGGCAGAGUCAUUCCUGCUGCACCUGCUGACAGCUUUGACUUUGCUUUAGCGCGGAUUUACUUCAACAUGACCAAGUGAUCCCACCAGAGGGUUGAUUAAAAAACAAAACAAAACCGUUUUUUUUUUCUGCCUGCGCAUUAAAUCAGUCGACGUCAACAAUGAAGAAGGGGCUGCAUUUUUUGGGUCGGAAGAACCAAUCUCUUUAUGACACCAACUUUAAAAUUCCGGACAGGGACAGUGUUCAGCUGGUCCUGGAGGAGUCAGAGUCUGCAAUCUACGAAUCUGGGACUGCCAACGUGAGGGCCAGACCCACCGUUAAGCAUCAUACUUUCUCGUUUGAAACCUUCCAAGGACUUGCUGUCCCAACUCCGAAAGUCCCUGAACUUCCCCCUGCCAAUGGCCCAAUAGUCAAUGGGACAGGUGCUGGACAACAUUCCUCCACUGGAUCUGUUGUAUCCGUGCCAGGCCACAUUGAAGAGAAGAUCUUUGUUCCUCCUCCUCCUCCUUCAGCGGCCCCUCCACCCCCUCCUGUGAAUUUCAUCCCUCCUCCACCAGACUUCAUGGGUGACCUAAACAGCCUAGAUCCUGUGGCCCUCCAGCCUCCAUCCAUGCCUGCUCCAAAACCACCAUCUAUGGUGGAGGAGGAUUUGUCCCUUUUGAAACAACCACCAAUGGCGCCUCCAAAACCUCCAUCUACCUGUUCUUCUGGAUCUGGGUCAGCAGCACCUGUCUCUGUUCCACCGCCAACCCAAGUGCCAGAACGUCCAAAAUUUGCCCCUCCGCAACCACCUACUGAAAAGCACCAGAAGAGUUAUAAGGUCCCACCUCCAAAACCUAUCAGAUCGUCUUCGGUGUCCAUUGCUGAGCCCCCAGCACAGGCUCCCCAAGUGCCCACCUCCACACUGUCCACCUUCAAUUCCCAGAACAAAGCAAAGGUGAUUGAUCCUCCAAAGCACACAGUGCUUUGGAAUGGGAAGGAUAGUCAGAAGCAAACACAGCAGCAGACGUUAGUCUUACAAGAAUCAGUGUAUGAUCCUCCAAAGCGCACAGUGCUUUGGAAUGGGAAGGAUAAUCAGUCGGCAACACAGCAGCAGGUGUUAGUCUUGCAAGAAUCAGGGUCAGCUAACUCUGCUUCUUCUGUGAUGGAGGUGGAUGGAAAAGCCCUUCAAGCUCAUCAGGUACCUAAACCAGAGCCCAAACCUGUACAACAACCCAAGGGGGCUUUAGAAAUUAAACAACCUGAAUUACCUGAAGUUCUCAAAGAACCUAAAAUAGAGGCAAAGACAGAGAUUAAAACAAAGUCUCCAACAGAGGCUAAAGCAGACACUGUUCCAGCUCAGUCAGAGAUAACUAAACCCCUCCAGCCUCCACCAUUGCAGAGAACGACUAAUGUCCAGAUCAAUUCAGAGUCCAAGAGCACACUGGAAGUAUCUCCAGGUCAAAGCCGCAGUUUCAGCCCUCUAUUGGAUCGUAAACUGGACAGCCUGAAGGCUAAUGAACCCAAACACUCUUCAGCCUCGCCGUUCGCUCUCCUGAAGGCAGCUAAGGAAAGAGAGAAAAAUAAAAACACUCAAUCUUUGUCCCGCGAAAGCAGCACCACGAGAAAUGAACCAACAAGUCCUAAUUCCUUCAUACCAAGAUCAACGUCUUCAGUUCUACCAAGUGAAAAUAGACUACAGGAGAAUGCAACUCUUAGGCCUGCAGAAACUAAAACAACAAUUCAGGCUACAGAAACACCCAUGGGUUCGACUGCACUGGCCAAAGAUCAGAAACUCUCAACUGAUCCAGUUUUGAGUAAAUUCACAUCACUUUCAUCUCCAGCUGUAAGCAACCUGACUGAGCAGAAGCAAAGAGCAGAAGAAAAGCAAUUAAAAUCUCAUGAUGUACAGAAUGAUACUCCUAAACAGGAUAUGAAUUUGCCAUUUCUGCCCCCACCACCAGAGUUUGGUGACUUUGAUCAAAUACCAGAGCAACCCCCCUCCAUUUGUCCACCAAAUCCUCCCACAAAAAAAGCACCAACACCACCUAAAGCUUCAGCUCAAGCCCCGCCUCCCGCCCCAGCUCAAGUGAAAGCUCAGACCCCAGCUCAAGCUACAGCUCAAGUGAAAGCUCAGACCCCAGCUCAAGUGAAAGCUCAGACCCCAGCUCAAGCUACAGCUCAAGUGAAAGCUCAGACCACAGCUCAAGUUCCUGCCCCAACUCCAGCUAAAGCCCCAGCCAAAGCUCAAGCUCUAGCUCCUUCACCGCCAAAACUCCCACCUUCUGACAUACAAGUCAAACCAAAGCCACAAAUCCAGACUAAAUCCAAUCCAGCCUCUACUCAAGUACCAUCCAAUCUUUCACAAAACCAGGCCACCCUCCUUAGUAUUUUACAGAAAAAGAUGUUGGUAAUGGACCAAAAAAUGGCCCCAGUUAAUGACUCGGAGCACAAUUCUGAUGACUGGAGUACUGGAUUUUCUGACGAAGACAACAAGGUGCCAGCAGUGCCACAACCUAAACAGGGGACCAAAAACCCACCUACCCCCACCAACAAAACAGCAUCUUUUAACAUGAAAGAGUUGGAAACCAAAGUUAUCAACAAAUACCAGAGUACACAAGUGAAGAGUCCCACCAAAAAUGGGAUACGUUCAAGACACCAGUAUGGGAUGACUUUCACCAUCAGGCCUGGAACUAAACAACCCAUAACUCUUGCUAGUAAAGAGGAUUCCUAAAGGUCUUUGAAUGUAGAACAAACCUACUGUACAUAAAAUAGCAUAUGCCAAAGCCCUAACACGGAUAUUUUGUGGGAUUUCUUCCUGUGUCUGCAACACCUGAUACUGCACAAACUGAGUUCUGGUGAAAAUAAAAAAAUACAUUAAAAAAAACAAAAAACCUGUCACCAAAGUCCCCUUUGAACAUGCCCACCCUGACUGUUUGUCAGAAAUCUCACCAACAAUUGAGCAGUUUUUCUACAUCUGACUGUUUUCAUUAAACAUGAUAUAUUGCUGGAAGCAAUUACCCUAGUACUGCUUCAGCCAGGCUCAGGAUUUUCUUUUACAUUUUAAUGUUGUCCAUCACCAUCUAUGGGUGCAGCAUAGGUGUUACACCUCUUUUGAUUCGAAUGAGGUGUCAGUUCAGAUUUUUUUUUUUUAGAAACAGAGGAAGAAAAUCUUAGUUUAAAAAAUAUCCAGUGUCAUGUAUCUAGGGCCUAAAUAAUAUGUGAUUUUACUUUAGCAGUAAUUUGUGCAAUUUUUCGGUGAGCUAUGAAGUUACAAGUGCUUUCUUUAUUAAUUAGGAAGUUCAUGCUGUCAAGCGUCAAGAUGAUUGUUCCAUUUUUAAAAUGCAAUGUUUUCUUUCUAAAAGUCUCAUAGUAAUAUGGAUAUUUUAAAUGUAAUGUGUUUUGUGUGUUUAAUCCUGUUUUAUUUAGAGAUGCACAAAUCAAUCUGCCAAUUUUCCUUGAUUGGCUCUGAUUGAUUGCUAAUAAAAAACAUUUUCCUGUCCCUCUUAAGUAAAAGACCAAAAACAUUGGCUUUGACACACUUUUCAAACUUAAUACACAUCAGGUAGUUUGAGAAAAUAUGAUGCGGUAUAUAUACAUGGGUAUAAUAUUGUAAAUUUGGGUGAUAAUAUUGCAAGAUCAAAGAACCUGCAGUAUGUUUUUUUGUCUUUUAUGCGUCAUGAUAAAUCAGUCCAAUAUAGACCCGACAAGUCAAAAAAAUUGGUAUCUGGCAGGAAAAGACGUGCAUCUUUUUUCAUGAAAAUUUAUAUGGGUUAUUGUCUUUAUUUAUGUAAAUUAUAUGGUUGAUAAAAAAUUCUGUUCUCUCAACUAUUGGAUGUAAAUUAUGUUGUAUAAAAUAAGUGUAUAAGCUGGAAUUACACACACUAACCAUUCUGUCCACCCUGUUACAUGUACAUAAGUCCACCAGAACAAAGCAGACUGUAAACUUAGGUAACCAGUUGCAUGUAGUUUUUAUAUUUAUUGAUUUUAGAAAUAUUGCGCUAACUAUAGUUAUUCUAUGAUUAAUUAUUGAUUUUGGUUACAUUUACACUACUACCACUGUACAUAGUAAGCUUAAAGUAGAUGUUUUUGUGUAAAUUAUAAACAUUUAUGAACAUUU
Molecule: messenger RNA, 4259 nt
Organism: Xiphophorus hellerii (green swordtail)
Lineage: Eukaryota; Metazoa; Chordata; Actinopteri; Cyprinodontiformes; Poeciliidae
Exons: 5
Coding region: 321-2873 (850 amino acids)
Source: RefSeq, a predicted model, not a curated record